Molecule: messenger RNA, 1893 nt
Organism: Ostertagia ostertagi
Lineage: Eukaryota; Metazoa; Nematoda; Chromadorea; Rhabditida; Trichostrongylidae
Source: the annotation of a GenBank genome assembly
AUGGUUAAAUUGGAGGUUGGUGUACUGCAGGACUCCACAAAGUCAGCUAACACAUCGACCAUCGUUCCACGUAAAAGGGGACGUCCCCGCAAAAGGGACCAGAAUGGAGAGUUUAUUGUGAACGUCAAACACGAAAUAUUGGAGGAAUCAUUGGGCACCGCUUCACCUACUCCUCGGCGCCGUGGUCGCCCUAGAAGAAAGACUCUGUCGCACUCUUUAAAUGGCAUUUGUACGCCUGGAAUUCUGAGCUGCUCAGCAGUCGCGUCAGAAUGCUCAUCCAGUAUAGCUACAAGUGUUAAUGCGUCCAUGCUGAGCUAUGAUAUAAAACCAAUUAAACUCUUGCCGCCGUCCGACUUGGUCGAUGUCAGAGAACUGUGGGAUCAUUACGUCGCACGCGCCGAAUACCAUCCGAUUCUAUCCAGUUCAAUUGCGCGUCUUUCGAAGUCGAGAUUGGUCAAGGAAUCAAACAGAUUACUACUUUUGAGUUCUUCAACUACGUCAAUCCUUUGUGUCCCGACAACAAGUGACACGGAUCAGACGUUGACUGGAUGUUACAUUCAAGAUUACAGAGAGAAAGUGGAUUCCAAAUUCUUUAUAUGCGGUUCUUUACGUGUCGAGAAGUUGUGCUCAUCUGGUCCUAUUGGUCUUAUCAAUUUUGGUAUUAGUGAUGAGCAUGUAGAGUAUGACUGGAGCGUAAUCGAGAAUAUCAUGGAUGCAAGGUUCAAGCGAAGAACUGAACAGUUAAAGAGCUCGGAUGUUGUUCUAUGGUAUCACUACAAGGAUCCUGAGGUGCCCGAGUCCACGAAAAAUAUGGGAAUAACUACACGCGGAAGUCCAUCGUCUGAUAAGGAAAAUAAUAACGUGCUUUCACCUUCUCGGAAGACUCCACGUUUAUCACAAAAACUAUCAAUGAAAUCGUUGUCUCCAAGGAAAGUCAAUGGUUUGGUGAAAUCUGUGGUGAAGUCGUUGACACCACGGCCAGACUGUAAUCAGCCUAAAUCUCCAACGAGGACAUUGUCGCCACGGAAGUGUAAUGCUUUACCGAAGUCUCCAGAACCAGCACUUUCACCUCGGAAGGCUAAUGGUCUACCGAAGUCGCCGGUGAAAUCGUUGACACCCAGAGAAAUCAACUGCUCGUCGUCUGAUGUAGAUGCUAGCCUCCCAAGUGGUGUAUUUGACCGCAUUCCUGGUCUGGCUUGUCCUUUCACAAAUAAGAUGUUCGACACCAUUGAGAAACUUGAGGAGCAUCUGCAAGUAUCAUAUCCCAUGUUCAAAUUCGAGAUUAUUAAGUCUACACCUUUUACCAUUCAUUUUCUUGUAUCGAGUGCCAUCUCACGUGCGGAUUGGGAAAAACCACCAGCGGAUCCGGAACAUACGAAGAAAUUAUCAGUAGCAGUUGUUUCUCCAAAGAAGAAGAUUCUAUAUGCACCACCUGUUGAGGUGCCAGUCAAGAGAAAGAAUGAGCUUCCAAAAGCUCAGUUGAUUCCGUAUGGAGAAAUGUCAUUUGUACCUCCAACAUACUCAAGAGUCCCAGGGCCGUCAUCCGCCAAAGUCUAUCAUUCGGUGAUUGAGGACACGUGUGACUGGAAAGGUCACUUGAUGGAGAGGAAUAUUCGUGAUUACAUUGACGACACUCCACAAGAGAAAGAGUUUAUGUUACUUCACAACCGUUUUCGCGCCAAGUAUCGGCAUCUAAUUGUUGGCGAGAAACUAACGUUGGAAUUUUACACGAAGUUCAUUGAAAGUUGUGGAAUGGAAAUGAAAAAGAAGCGUAUACGAGCACAUUGUGUCGCACGGCUCACUCGACUUGUACAGCAGGACAAAAUGACGCCAACCAACAUGGCCAAUCUGACUCAGAAAUUAUACGAGUUAGGCCCAAACGAGGCAGACUAA